Messenger RNA from Dentiscutata erythropus, 453 nucleotides. The record is from the annotation of a GenBank genome assembly. Lineage: Eukaryota; Fungi; Glomeromycota; Glomeromycetes; Diversisporales; Gigasporaceae.
ACGAAUUCAGGAAAAAAGCCAGAUCUACAAGUUUUGUUAAAGCUUGACACGAUGGAAAAUGAAAUAGUACUUGCUGAGGUUUCACGAUUACUACCUCAACAAGAUAAGGAGAUUAUCGACUGGAAGAAAUUGUUGGGGAAAGUUCCUGUCUUAGGUAUCCAAGUAAUACGAGAUCGUGUGUUUGUUUCUGCGUUAGACCUAUUUGAAGAUGAUUUUUAUAGGGUUUUUCGAAUCUGUGAGUUGGUUAUACCUUUACGUAUUUCCUCUUGUCAGAUAGUUGAAGAAUUUUUAAAGAACGUUCUUAAAUUGAGGUUUGUGGUGGAAAAAAUUAUUGUAAUGUCUGUUGAUGUGAAGGACGAAAUUAGUCUUUUGCCCGUAACUGAAGAUCAAACCCCAUCAACAUUGAAUGUCGACAACAUAUUCUCCACCAAAAGAAAAAAAUUUUUAGAAAAU